This is a messenger RNA of Liolophura sinensis, 407 nucleotides long. RefSeq names its product 26S proteasome complex subunit SEM1-like. Gene Ontology annotation, biological process: mRNA export from nucleus; proteasome assembly; double-strand break repair via homologous recombination. Gene Ontology annotation, cellular component: proteasome regulatory particle, lid subcomplex; proteasome complex. The transcript has 3 exons. The record is from RefSeq and is a predicted model, not a curated record. NCBI's taxonomy places the organism in Eukaryota, Metazoa, Mollusca, Polyplacophora, Chitonida, Chitonidae. The coding region runs from base 25 to 273 and encodes 82 amino acids.
AAAGAUACGGCGGAAAAACGCAUUAUGGCAGAUCAAAAACAGCAGCAGAAAACGGAAAAGAAGCCAGAUUUGGGUCUUUUAGAGGAAGAUGAUGAAUUUGAAGAGUUUCCAGCUGAAGACUGGUCCCAAGCUGAAGAAGAUAGCGAAGAUGUCAAUGUUUGGGAAGACAAAUGGGACGAUGACAAUGUCGAGGACGAUUUCUCAAACCAGCUGAGGGCAGAGUUGGAGAAACAAGGGAAAAGUUUAGAUCAGCCAGAGCCGAUGAAAACCUGAUGAUGCCACACCAACUACAUACAUACCUCUCAUUUUCUUUCAAGUAACACAUAUUGUCAUCUGCUACUGAGAGUUCUCAUAUGCCUUUGUUGUACAUUUACAAUUGUCAUUAAAUGCUGCAUUUGCAAAUUAUA